GGUGGCACUGAUUGGCAGCACUGAUUGGCACUGAUAUGUGGCACUGAUGGGCACUGGCACCUGGCACUGAUGAGCACUGACUGCUGGCACUGAUGGACACUGACAGGUGGCACUUCUGGGGCCACACUGAUCAUCAGGGCACACUGAUCAUCACUGUCAGCGUGACAGCUCGAGAGGAGAGAAAUGCCGAUAAGAGGCAUUUCCGCGUUUACAUGUGAUCAGCUGUGAUUGGACACAGCUGAUCACAUGACCGAGCCGACAUCUUUGGCUCUUUCCGUGACACGCUGUGUCUGACGGACACAG
Staurois parvus is the source of this 303-nucleotide messenger RNA. Lineage: Eukaryota; Metazoa; Chordata; Amphibia; Anura; Ranidae. The record is from the annotation of a GenBank genome assembly.